CUCGGACGCCCCGCGCCCCCGCGUACGCCUCGGGGCUCUGCGCGCCCCCGCCCGGGACCCCCAGGCCGCCCCGCGGAGCCAGGCCGCGGCCGCAGGAGGAGCAGGAUGUCGUUCCAGGGCAAGAAGAGCAUCCCCCGGAUCACGAGCGACCGCCUUUUGAUCAAAGGUGGGAAGAUCGUCAAUGAUGACCAGUCCUUUUACGCCGAUCUGUACGUGGAAGAUGGUCUGAUAAAACAAAUCGGAGAGAACCUCAUUGUCCCUGGGGGCAUCAAGACGGUGGAUGCCCACGGCCUGUUGGUCCUGCCGGGCGGGGUGGACGUGCACACGAGGCUGCAGAUGCCCGUCCUGGGCAUGACCCCAGCAGAUGACUUCUGCCAAGGGACCAAGGCCGCGCUGGCGGGAGGGACCACCAUGAUCCUGGACCACGUGUUCCCCGACGCGGGCGUGAGCCUGCUGGCGGCCUACGAGCAGUGGCGGGAGCGCGCGGACAGUGGGGCCUGCUGUGACUACUCCCUGCACGUGGACGUGCCCCGCUGGCAUGAGAGCAUCCGGGAGGAGCUGGAAGCCCUGGUCAAGGACAAAGGUGUGAACUCCUUCCUGGUGUUCAUGGCGUACAAGGACAGGUGCCAGUGCACGGACGGCCAGAUGUACGAGAUCUUCAGCAUCAUCCGGGACCUGGGAGCCCUGGCCCAAGUGCACGCGGAGAAUGGGGACAUCGUGGAGGAGGAGCAGAAGCGGCUGCUGGAGCUCGGCGUCACCGGGCCUGAGGGCCACGUGCUCAGCCGCCCCGAGGAGGUGGAGGCCGAGGCUGUGUACCGCGCCGUCACUGUCGCCAAGCAGGCCAACUGCCCCCUGUACGUCACCAAAGUGAUGAGCAAGGGUGCGGCCGACGUGGUCGCCCAAGCCAAGCGCAAGGGGGUGGUGGUGUUCGGGGAGCCCAUCACUGCCAGCCUGGGCAGCAACGGCUCCCACUACUGGAGCAAGAACUGGGCGAAGGCCGCGGCCUUCGUCACGUCCCCCCCGGUCAGCCCGGACCCCAGCACUGCCGACCACCUCACCUCCCUGCUGUCCAGCGGGGACCUGCAGGUGACCGGCAGCGCCCACUGCACCUUCACCACCGCCCAGAAGGCCGUGGGCAAGGACAACUUCACGCUCAUCCCCGAGGGCACAAACGGCAUCGAGGAGCGCAUGUCUGUGGUCUGGGAGAAAUGUGUGGCCUCCGGGAAGAUGGACGAGAACGAGUUUGUGGCUGUGACCAGUACAAACGCAGCCAAAAUCUUCAACGUGUACCCGAGGAAGGGGCGCGUGGCUGUGGGUUCCGACGCUGACCUGGUUAUUUGGAACCCCAAGGCCACGAAAAUCAUCUCCGCCAAGACUCACAAUCUGAACGUGGAAUACAACAUCUUUGAAGGCCUCGAGUGCCGAGGAGCGCCCACGGUGGUCAUAAGCCAGGGCAGGGUUGUGCUGGAGGACGGGAACAUGUUCGUCACCCCGGGGACCGGCCGCUUCAUCCCCCGGAAGACGUUCCCCGACUUCGUCUACAAGAGGAUAAAGGCGCGCAACCGGCUGGCGGAGAUCCACGGCGUGCCCCGCGGCCUCUACGACGGGCCCGUCCACGAGGUGAUGCUGCCUGCCAAGCCGGGCGGCAGUGCCCAGGCCCGCACCUCCUGCCCGGGGAAGGUCUCGGUGCCCCCCGUGCGCAACCUGCACCGGUCGGGGUUCAGCCUGUCUGGGUCCCAGGCCGACGACCACAUUGCCCGGCGCACGGCCCAGAAGAUCAUGGCCCCCCCCGGCGGACGCUCCAACAUCACGUCUCUGUCUUAGGGGCCCCGCGGGGCUCGGGGCAGCGGCUGCGGGGGACCCCGCUCCUCACGGAGCUGUCCCUCUGUCACACUUACCUGAAAGGUGCUUGGCCUCCCUCCCCCCCCGAGCCCCCCCUUUUGGGGUCCCCGGUCCUGAAGGAGGAGCCCGUGCAGCGAGAGGGGUGUCACUGCCAGGCUGAGGAGGCUGGACGCGGUGGCGGGUCACCCGGCGGCUCUCAGGACAGCCCGGGGCUGCAGGGCGGCCGCCCGGCCAGGGCCCAGAGGACCGGGUGUGCAGCAGGCCGGGCCGCCCUCCCCGCGGUGGUCACCGCCCCCGUCCGCCCAGCAUGGGGAGCCCCCGGGAGCUCGCCCCUGCCCCAGAGCCGGUGACGUCAGGGACCCUCGGAACUUAGCGAAAGGCGGCCUCGUUUGUCCGUUUGCCGAGGACCAGACUCCCGCUCCCGUAGCCCGCGUCCGGGGAGCCUUAGGAUCCUUUAGUGGAGAUGCCUCCUCUACUAGGCCGCGCCCCGGUAGUUGACUAGAGCAGCAGUUUGUGCAUCGAGGACACCUGUAGCCAGGAACCUGCAUGCCACCCACAGCGCGGCGGCCCGAGUCGGGUCAAUUAAAGGUGUCUGGGUUAGAA
Molecule: messenger RNA, 2445 nt
Organism: Canis lupus familiaris (dog)
Lineage: Eukaryota; Metazoa; Chordata; Mammalia; Carnivora; Canidae
Gene: DPYSL4
Product: dihydropyrimidinase like 4
Exons: 14
Coding region: 106-1824 (572 amino acids)
Cellular component (GO): cytoplasm; cytosol
Molecular function (GO): hydrolase activity, acting on carbon-nitrogen (but not peptide) bonds, in cyclic amides
Source: RefSeq, a predicted model, not a curated record